This is a messenger RNA of Fusarium vanettenii 77-13-4, 1917 nucleotides long. RefSeq lists its product as uncharacterized. Lineage: Eukaryota; Fungi; Ascomycota; Sordariomycetes; Hypocreales; Nectriaceae. Bases 1 to 1917 code for a protein of 638 amino acids. The transcript has 16 exons. The record is from RefSeq and is a predicted model, not a curated record.
AUGCUAUGGGAGAGUUCUAAGGAGAUUCCGAUUGCGACGAUAUCUUGCAGCAUUUCCAGCAGCGAGGAGAAUCACGCUGGAUAUGUCCGAUCAUCUAUAUGGUUGCUGACCCUGGUUGUCCCUGGCGACGUAGUUGUGAUACUAUUGCUGACUAUGGUUAUCUUUGGUGAUAUAGAUGUUAGAUGUAACUCUUGCUGUCCUGACGAAAUAGAUUUAGCUGUUGUCCUUGUCGAUAUAGAUGUUGGAGCACUUAACGCUGAUAUAGAUGAUCAAAUCCAGCUUGCCGACCAACAGUGGACCUACCCGCCUCCCGAUACAUAUUCAAAAAAUUGGCCACGGUUUCUCCUGCGUUUGGAAUUGUUUGAUGAAGCCUCUUCACAACUAUGCGAUCGCUGUCUCAACAUCGACCUAAAUAUCACUCUUGCUUCGCUACAUGAUCCAAAGGAUGGCUGUGCUCUCUGUCAACUCCUUUCCACAUACCUCAACAAGGAUGAUAUCAAGGAGCCUGAGAUGCGACUUCUUGAUUCCCGGGCCUGCGUAAGGAUCUGCGCUGUACCCGGAUGGUGCCGAGACGCGUCACUUCAACCCGGACUUCCUGGAUUUCUAAAAUCGGGUAGUCCGAGUUAUUUCCGGUUAAUCAGGGAGUGGCUUCGACUUUGUGAUAAUGGCGAAUGUUCGCGCAGCGGUGGAUGCUGUCCUAGGCCUAUAGGUGCUCCAAUGCCAACCCGGCUCAUUGACGUGAGAAAACACGAGGUUGGCAGCGACACCGUGCGCCUCAUCUUGGCAGACGAAAUGGGACAAGGAUUACGCUACGUUGCCCUAUCCCAUUGCUGGGGCAAGCCAACGAAGGAACAGAAAGACUAUUGGUGCACUACACGCAGCAACUUGGAAGCUAGGACUCGCGGAUUCCUUGUUGAACAGUUGCCGGCGACAUUUCAAGAUGCGGUCAGAGUCACUCGAGAACUCCGCCAGCCAUACCUCUGGAUCGACUCGCUUUGUAUCAUUCAAGGCGACGAUAAGGACUGGGAAACCGAAGCCAAGAAUAUGGAAACGGUCUUCAGGAACGCUUACUGUACGAUUGCUGCCACCUCAGCCGAAGACUCAACCAAAGGGUUUCUCAACCGACCAGUGGAACAGUCAGACUUGCAAUACGUGACAGUGCCCAACUCCUCACAUGGCAGAGUCUACGUUUGCGCAUCUCUAGAUGAUUUCUCUGGCGACGUGGAGAAGGGUAUCUUGAAUACGCGGGCGUGGGUGUUGCAGGAACGAGCCUUGUCACACCGAACAAUCCAUUUCACGAAAAGGCAAACCUACUGGGAGUGUGGCGGUGGGGUGCGUUGCGAAACACUAACUUACAUGCGAAGAGCAAACUUCUUUUCCUUAGAAUUCCCUCAAUCUCUCUUUGCGAAAUACUCGAACCUGGGUCUUACGAAGGAGACAGACAGGCCCGUUGCGAUUCACUCACUACUCAUGGCGUUGGCCAAAGCUUACAAUACCCAAGUCAUUCACGGCAUCUUUGAAGUUGACUGGCGCACAAGUCUCAUGUGGCAACGGUCUCAGAACCCCAUGAAGCGGAUAUCUUUCGGGUCCAGUCAGCCGCCUCCAUCGUGGUCCUGGAUGGCAUACGACGGGCAGAUUAAGUAUCCGAAAAUAGAAGAUAUUGGGUGGACUUCCAUUGACUGGGAUCGGAGCUUUAUGCUGGCAUGGAACUGGGAGAAUAAUUGCCACGUCUUGAAGGCUCAAGUGAAACGGCUUCAAGAUUGCGAGGUCAAACAUGAGGGUUUGGAACAUAUUAUUCAAGAUGAGAACGGUGAUGAAGUCGCGCAUCUGUGGUUUGACCAAGAAAAGAGGGCUUUGAUAGGUGUAUGCCAAUUUGCAACUGAACCUGGUGCUACGACUGUAAUUGACUCGGGCUGA